Patiria miniata (bat star) is the source of this 2133-nucleotide messenger RNA. Its product is annotated as roundabout homolog 1-like. The record is from RefSeq and is a predicted model, not a curated record. The transcript has a single exon. Bases 175 to 1902 code for a protein of 575 amino acids. NCBI's taxonomy places the organism in Eukaryota, Metazoa, Echinodermata, Asteroidea, Valvatida, Asterinidae.
CAGUAACCGGUACCGUACGCAAAACAAUUACCGACUUGGCACCAAGUCUACUUCCGGGUGUGCAACUUUCAGUUUUGUUGUGCAACUUUGAGUUUUGGGGGCAUAAUAGACCGCUUUUUGCUGUAAACAGUCAAUUCACUCAGGUUUUGUGAGCAGAAGUACAAUAUCAGAAAUAUGGCACCUAGUAGCUACACCGCACUACACACUCUUGUGGCGUUCAUAUUUGUUUUAACAUCGGUGCAGUUAGCUAAGUCUUUGACGCUGGACGUAGAAGAUGAAGAUCGCUUCCCUGUUCCCAAUUCCGAGGUCCGGCUGACGUGCUCCGGUCAUCACGACGGCAUCUUAACCUUCAGCGGCAAUCCACAAACAGAAGGGAGAGUUGUCUGGACCAAGGACAGGCAGAGAGUGGCAGAGUGGCCAAAACCAGCCGGAACGGAGACACCAAGUAAGUACGAGCUGUCGGCAGACACACCCGAUUAUACCAUGUUCUUUGCUGACCUCGUGAUCCGUUCCAUGGACAUAACAGAUAACGGUGUGUACAAAUGUAGGCUGGAAAGAGGUGAAACGGUACUCGGCACGUCAAACGGGGAGAGAUUGACGGUCGAACAGCGACCAGCAAACCAGUAUCCGGUAUGCUCGAUCCGCACCCUGGAGAACAAGAGAACAUUUAUCUGCGAGUCGGAGAGGGGAAGUCCGCCGGUCACCCUUCAGUGGUGGAAAGAUGGACAACCUCUCGGGCCGUCGAGCGAGCCUGAUGAUGACUUGGAGGACUUUGUCCAGGCUCGCUUGUUGAUGGCGGAUGACGAAUCAAGCAGAGGAAGAUUCGAAUGCGCCUUGACAUUCAGGGGAGAGCUUACCAGAUCUUGCAUCCUGGACCGACCAAACGUGACGAUUCCAACCACCACGAGGGGACUGAGCAUCGGUCAAGAAUUGGUCGUUGUCUGCAUUACUUCUGGCAAUCCCCCAGUGUCUACCGUUGACUGGAACUUUACACCUAAUCUUCACUCGUCUGUCAGAAAGGAGGGACACGUGCUGUCGAUAUUUAACAUCAGCUCCCGCGACAAUGGAACUGAGAUAACCUGCGAGGGACACAAUGCAGUUGGCAGCAAUCAGGCAAGCACAGUGAUAACCUUACGACCACCUGAACCCAUAGUGCAGCCAAUGACAGUGCGACUUGAACAAUCUGAAAUUCCGACAUCGGUUGACGAACAGGCCCAGUUCAAAUGCAUUACGACCCCCUUGCGCUCUCCUCCUCCCCCAUCUGUAUGGCACUACAAUGGUCAUUACGUCGACCCCUUAAACACCACUGACAGAUUCCUCAUGGAGGACCGUACGGAGCACGUCCUUUCAGUGUCUGGUGUGUCGACCCUGGAUGUAGGAGCCUCGGUAACCUGUCGCAUCAUGGUCAGUUAUCAGCCCAACGCAGAAGUUUUCCUGGAGGUAAGCUUCCCACAAACCACCAAGGCUAUGACUGUCGAGCCAACUACCAAGAUCACCUAUCUCAAGUUGGGGCCUCCAUCAUCGGAUACUUGGUCUCUCAGCACACUGAUGGGGUUCAUCAUCGGAGGUCUGAUGUGCUUGGUCUUGGUGGGAGUUUGUUGCUGGGUCUCCCUCAAGGCCAAGACACUCACGUGUGCCACGCAAGACUCCAAUAACGUCCGGGAGAAUGGUACAGGGACCAGGGCUUCUUGCAACCACCUUAACGAUGACUUCGUGGUGGACCUCGGGAUACCUCCUGAACUGACCGCCCGUCUAAAUAUGGCGACAAAGGUCGUGGAUGAGGAGGAAUCGCCCUACCAGGAUCUGGAGGACGUGUCCCGUCAACGGCAGAGCGAUGAGUACCAACGUCUCGUCAGCAACGACUUAGCCCAUGCACUCACUCCAGAAUCGUCUCAACGAUGAACUGCUUGUAUCAAGUUGUUAGAGAUGGCGUAAGUGCCUUCUUUAUACAUUAAAGAAACUUGGGUCUGAAGGAGGUUUCAAACUUUUAGAUGAAGCUGAGUGAUUAAAUUGAUUAAAAAUAAUUGAUUAAAAUGAUUGAAUAGAUAACUCUAAUAGCUCAGAAAAUUGCCUCGAGUUGGACCAAAUUCUUGUGUACCACGAUGUGCUUCACGGCAACUGUUUCGUUUCAAU